AUGUUUAUGUUACGAACACUGGAACAGAAUGUGAUGAUGUUUUCAUCGACAUUGACAACUUUUUAUACUGUUCAAUGGCAAUUCGGAGUAAGGGUCGCGAAAAGAUGGUUAGGCGGUGAGAUGAAGAUGAAGACUGUUGCCGGUACAGGCAAAAUUGGCUCAGCUCCGGAUGAACUCGAGCUCCCUAACGACAUCUUUGUUGAUACGAAUUCCGAUCUAUAUGUGGCGGAUACUUUGAACAAUCGAAUCCAACGCUUUUCCCUUGGUAAGAAAAAUGGUGAAACAGUCGCUGGAAAAGACUCAUCCGAUAUCACAAUUGUACUAAAGUGGUCUCUUUCAAUUAUAUUGGAUUCUGACAAAUAUCUUUUCAUCUUGGGCAAUGGAAAUCGGUGUAUUGUAGCAUCGAGUCCAAAUGACUUUCGAUGUUUAAUCGGGUGUGACGGGCGUGGUCAACAGUCUCAUCAAUUACUAUUGCCAAUUGGAAUUACGUUUGAUAUUUAUAAAAAUAUGUUUGUUAUUGAUGACCGUGGCCGAAUUCUAAAAUUUGAUUGGCAGAAAGAUUCUUGUAAGAAUGUUCCACUACUGAUCGCUGCUAACUAUCUAUCGAUACUAACACAAAACCAUACAACAUUUUCACGCACCAUUUCCCAUCAAUCCGAGUAUCACUACGAAGCCAUCGAAGUUCUUGUCGACGAGAAUGGCUUCUACAUUCUCACUGCGAACAGUAGUAUCGAUCUCUAUGGUCAUCUCUAUAAACACUAUUUCGAUAUACUCAAUCCUGCACGCAACUUAAUUGCCUGGCACGGCAAGUGUUGCAACAAAGAUCAGUUCAGAUUCACACUUGAACUUUUAACCGACACAAAAUACAUCCUGGUUGUGACAACAUACAAUCCAAAUAUGACAGUCCCGCAAGACGAUAUUUGUGACAUGGAUAAUCGAGCUCAUAUCGCAUUUAAGUUUCUAGCCGGUAUGCGAUAUGUGUUAGUUGUAUCAACGUGUGCAUCAUUGGAGUUAGGAAGUUUCUCGAUUACAUUACUGGGUAGAAACAACGUCGAGCUACGAAACAUCAAUGUUUCUUCAGCUGUUCAUUCGCAUUAUUCGUCUGAACUAACAACAAAUAGUCAACUGUACGAUAAAGAUUGUAAUAAUGAAUACUAUUAUUAUCAAACGGUGCAGCUCAUCGCAUCUGCUACUGCAUACUAUGCUUUAUCAGCUGGUAAAAGUUCUAGCAUUGACAUACAUAUUUACCAAAAUCAUUUCGACCCACUAAAUCCAUAUAAAAAUAAGAUCGAAGUCAACAGACAGUCUUGCUCGUGGAGUACUGAGGUUAAACACACUGUUCAUCUUCAGUCCAGUAUCACAUAUGUAUUGCUAGUAAUAACUUCAAGUCUGUCGUUGGCAACAUCAUUUUCUAUCGAUAUCUAUGGCCCAACAAAUAUUACUCUCGAGCAUUUCAUUGACAACUCUACUUAUUGUUAUGUUGGUGGUCCUUGUAACACUCAAGUCAAAGGUGUCGGCCUCACUCUCGACGAUAUCUUACACUUCGAAGUCAAACGACAUUGGCCAAUGUAUCAUCAAUCACUUCUCUCCUGA
Messenger RNA from Adineta ricciae, 1593 nucleotides. The record is from the annotation of a GenBank genome assembly. Lineage: Eukaryota; Metazoa; Rotifera; Eurotatoria; Adinetida; Adinetidae.